Molecule: messenger RNA, 1502 nt
Organism: Harmonia axyridis
Lineage: Eukaryota; Metazoa; Arthropoda; Insecta; Coleoptera; Coccinellidae
Product: dnaJ protein homolog 1-like
Exons: 2
Coding region: 136-1197 (353 amino acids)
Biological process (GO): negative regulation of transcription by RNA polymerase II
Cellular component (GO): cytosol
Molecular function (GO): protein-folding chaperone binding
Source: RefSeq, a predicted model, not a curated record
AUAAGUAGCGUAACACUCGGGACGCCAUUACAUUAUAAUUGAUCCAAACUCGAGCGAGUCGUGUAUUGUGUACAAUUUCACAAGUGUCAGUGAUAAAAACUUUGGUGUUUUGUCGUUACUCGAAAUACAUUGAUAAUGGGAAAAGAUUACUACAAGAUCCUAGGUAUAUCAAAAGGUGCUAGUGAUGAUGACAUCAAGAAAGCUUAUAGGAAAUUAGCUCUGAAAUACCAUCCAGACAAAAACAAAUCUCCUGGGGCUGAGGAACGAUUCAAGGAAGUAGCCGAAGCAUACGAAGUGUUGUCAGAUAAGAAAAAACGGGAUAUUUAUGAUGCUUAUGGUGAAGACGGCCUAAAAGGUGGAAUACCUCAACAUGGAGGAAAUGGAGGCCCGAGCAACUUCAGUUACACUUUCCACGGAGAUCCAAAGGCUACGUUCGCACAAUUCUUUGGUAAUGCCAGUCCUUUCCACGCCUUUUUCGACAUGGGAGGCCCCAACAGAAUGUUUGCGUUUCACGAUGACGAUAUGGAUGUUGAUGAUCCGUUCGCUUCUGUGGGACUGGGUGGUCCACCAAGAGGGGGCCCUGGAGGUGCUUUCAGAAGUCAUUCCUUCAAUGUUCACACGCCUAACAGAUCUAAAGAUAAAAUACAAGAUCCUCCUAUAGAGCAUGAUUUAUAUGUUUCCUUGGAGGAUAUCACUAAGGGUUGUACGAAGAAAAUGAAAAUAAGUAGAAAAGUACUUCAGCCGGAUGGAACAACAAAAAAGGAAGAUAAGGUGUUGACCAUCAAUGUGAAACCAGGAUGGAAGGCAGGCACUAAAAUUACAUUCCAAAGGGAAGGCGAUCAAGGGAGGAAUAAAAUUCCUGCAGACAUUGUGUUUAUUAUCAGAGAUAAGCCUCAUCCACAUUUCAAGAGGGAAGGCAGCGAUAUUCGAUAUACUGCCAGAAUAACACUGAAACAGGCCCUCUGUGGUUGUUCGAUUGAAGUUCCUAGCAUGACUCCUGGAGUCACUAAACCUCUACAUUUCACAGCUGAAAUUGUCAAACCUAACACAGUAAAAAGGAUCCAAGGUUAUGGUCUUCCAUUACCUAAAGAACCAUCAAGGAGAGGAGAUUUGAUUGUUAAUUUCGAUAUCAAAUUUCCAGAUCACCUCACACAAUCUACGAGAGAUAUUCUCUAUGAUACCCUUCCUGAUAAUUAGUCAUCUAUUUAUUCGAAAAUGUGUGUUUUGUGAUAAAAAUUUGUACGUUUUAGUACAAUAAUUUUGUACGGACUUGUAGAUAUUGAAAUUCAUCUGAGCAAAUGUUGAAAAUAUGUUUAAUAUGAAUUAUUUUUUAUUUUGUAAUAAUUUGUGGAUAUUUGUACUGAACCACAAAAGUAUUUUCAUGAGUUGAAUGAAUUCAGAAAUUAUAACUUGUUAUGUACAUAAGGCAAUUAUUAAUUUAUAAAUUUGAUAAAUUAAAAUUUUAUGUAGAUGUAUUUGCGCAAAUAUAUUUGUUAAUUUUG